Aspergillus calidoustus is the source of this 809-nucleotide messenger RNA. The record is from the annotation of a GenBank genome assembly. NCBI's taxonomy places the organism in Eukaryota, Fungi, Ascomycota, Eurotiomycetes, Eurotiales, Aspergillaceae.
CAAGGGGCGACGUCUCGCCUUUUGAAGUGCUCACGGGGUAUAAGCCGUGCCCCGCCCUUCAAGAGCCCUCGCCUUUUCACAACUGCACCAAUUGCUCUUCGUUCCUGUCGCCGCAGUCAUGUCCACUCCAGUCACCGAAGUCGUCGUCCUCACCCUCAAGCCCGACGUAGAUGUCGACGGGCCAGCUGAGAGUCUCUUCAAUAUCAUCGCAAGACAAGAGGGCUUCCGUCGUCUGAAAUGGGGUCGCUGGGAGGAAGACCCGACCAAGGUCCAGCUGAUGAUCAACUGGGACGACAUUAGCUACCAUGUCGCCUUCACACAGUCAGGCGCCGACUAUCAAGAGCUCUUCGCCGGACUCACCCCCCUCAUCGCCGCUCCCCCUGAGAUCUUCCAUCUGGAGCUCGACCCGGAAACUAUCAACAACGUCCUCGACGACCCCAUCGUUGAGCUCGCGACAUUCUUCAACGUGGGUGAAGGAUUUGAAGAGGCCGUUGCCAACACGCUUGCGGUUGGCACCAGGUCUGAAGGAUGUCUGGGGUUCGCUCGCGGCCCGGUAGUCGAGGAGCUUGCGUAUGGUGACGGCGCAAAGGGAAAGGCGCACUAUGCAGCCAUCUCGUGGACUUCGCUUGAGGCGCGGACGGCGACGACACAGCGCGAGGAUGUUAGGGAGAGCGGACAGUUGCUGAUGAGCAAGAUUGGCGGGUAUGAGGUCCACCAUGUAAAGUUUCAGUAGACAGUUCCGCGCCUCUCGCUUAGGGAGUAGAGUUUGUCGGUCCGGACUGAGUCAGUACAGGCAAAGAAAUUUCUUC